Molecule: messenger RNA, 3126 nt
Organism: Serendipita indica DSM 11827
Lineage: Eukaryota; Fungi; Basidiomycota; Agaricomycetes; Sebacinales; Serendipitaceae
Source: the annotation of a GenBank genome assembly
AUGCUCCUUUCAGAGGUUAUGGAACGAUACAAGUUUGAUCAUCCUCCAAACGAGGACGGGACUACUAAAGAAACGCUGCCUUGUGACAUCUUUAGCAUGACCAUCGGUUCCGGACAUGGCGGACUUGUUGCGAUUCUACUUGGCAAGCUGCGGAUGCCUGUGGACGCAGCGCUUGAGGCGUAUUGUUCAUUAUUAGUGGCGCUUCCGACGAGUCCAGCACAGAGCGACGAAGAGAGAUCACAGAAUGCGACUAGACUAGAGGAAGAGCUCCGGAGGAUCCUAAAUUUUGAAGGGAUUACCCCCGAUGACAUGAUGCAAACGAAUACGAGGAAGACCGAAUCUCACAGAGUUGUCGUUUGCACCGGGCAAACCACGAAUAUGUCCAAUCCUUAUUAUAUUCGCAGUUAUCCAAGUCGCGGUGUACAGACGGCACCAUGUACAAUCUUGCAAGCCGCAAUGGCAUGCAUGGCAGACCCCACGUUAUAUCCACCAGUUACAUUCGGAAAGUUCCACCGAAGAGUUACCCUCAUUGAAGCGCCAGCGAGAUUCGCUAAUCCUACAAAGCUCCUCUUACGCGAGGCUGAAAUCAUCUAUACCGAAAACGGGGGCGUGCGACUCAUUCUCAGCCUAGGCUGUGGUGAUCCGGAGCUACUUACGGUUGAAGAAUACCAUGGAGGACCGGGUCGACUACAGUACGGUGUCGAAUCGGAACAGGUUCAUCAAGAUUUACUCUCUCGACUGAAAGACACGCGCAUUUAUUAUCGACUCCACCCGCGAGGGCAAUUCGGAUUGUCCGAGGACCCCGCCGAUAUCCAGGCUCGCGUUGGUGGUUUCCUGCAGGAUGUAGAUAUCAGCAGCUCUGUGGAUGCUGUUGUGCGUACUAUCGACGAAGGGUGGACACAACAUGCGAUUGCCCUCGGGGAUAUCAACUCGGUACGGAUUUUGGAUAUGGGACUUCCCCCACGGCCAUCGGUCGUACCAAACUUUCUUGGAAGGGAGGAUGUUCUAGCCAAACUUCGAUCCCAUCAUCUGGGUGGCCAUUUUGCGCCAGAGCAGCUCCCAAGAAUUAGCGUACUUGCUGGUAUAGGAGGGUCUGGAAAGACGCAGUGUGCACUAAAAUUCGCCCUUGAUGUGCCAAAUGCAAUGGUCUACUUUGUAGAUGCACGUUCCGAGGAAGCCUUACAACAGGGGCUCCAGAAUAUUGUCUACUCAAUGAAGUCCGGGCUCUCGCAGAGAUGGUCGAGCUCGAUUCUGACUUCCCUCGAGGCGUGGAUGGUCAUACUGGAUAAUGCCGACGAUCCUUCCCUCAAAGUGCUUGAAUACUUCCCGAGAUAUGGAAAUGGAAAUAUUAUCAUCACCACUCGCAAUUCGGCAUACGCAAAUCUCACCUGCAAUUUUCAGGCACUCGAGGCUCUAGAAUCAGACAACAAAGAGUCCGCGCUCGCCAUUAUCAAUGCCCUUGGGCGCCUCCCCUUAGCCAUCGCGCAUGCGGCCGGCUAUAUACGACUUCAUCAGUGUCUCAGGACAUAUCUGGAUAUCUAUAAUGAAAGCCGGCGGCAGCUACUGAGGACAAAAACGAUGGCCAUGUUUGAGUACUACGAGCUUUCGGUGGCGUCGACUAUCCAGAUGUCGCUAGACAAGCUCCCUGUUCCCACACAAUCUCUCCUACGCCUGCUUGCCGAGUUUCACAAUACCGACAUCCCGUUCGACGUUUUCAAAAUAGCAGCAAAGAGGCGGUUCAGUGCACCUGAUCUUCAAGUCGAUAUCCCGGUCGGCGAUAAUGUGCAACGUGAUAGCGAUGCACUAUUAAAUAUUCUCUGUGGAGACGGCAAGUGGUCAGAAGCUCAUUUUAAUGAGCUCAUAGAGCCAUGCUUGAACUACUCGCUUCUGCGAGUUACAAGUAGCGGAGAGACGAGAGUUUUCUCGAUGCAUAUCUUGGUUCAGAGCUGGAUUCAGUCGAUUCACGAAACCACUGAGCAACACCGACUCUUUGUUCGCCUCCUUUCCUCCUCCAUCUCUCGUCAAUCCUGGGCUCAAAUUCAUCUUCAUCGACUCAUUGCACCUCAUAUAAUCCAACGGGUCCUCAUUGACCAAGUCGCAUGGGCGGACAAGUGGGCGCUCGCAUUCGCAAUGGACGAAGUCGGGAACUCUACGUGGUCGCAGAAGCAGCUAAAAGAGGUUCUAGUGCAUGCUGAGACGACUUUUGGCGAUGAGUCUCCGAUAACUCUCGCAAUUAUGACCGACCUUGGGACAAGUUAUGACCGAUCUGGUCCGUAUCGCAUUCAGACGGCUCUCACGCUCCACCAGCGAGUACUCGCUGCUCGACUCAAACUUCGCGGCGAGAAGGAUAUUGAGACGCUAUCAGCAAUGUCCAAUGUGGCCAGCUCGCUGGUAGACAUGUGGAGAAAUAACGAGGCUGAAUCUCUUUACCUAAAGAUAAUCGAGCUUCUGACGGCGACAGUCGGUCCAGAUCACCCAGACGUUCUCAGGGCCGAAAGCCGUCUGGCCACUAUUCUCUUCCGGACUGGUAAGCGGCAACUUGGUUAUUACCGCAAGGUCUCUAUGCUUGAGAGGCUCGAUGGGAAAGACACGGUCACGCAAAUGGAGCAGUUACGCGGCAUGGAGAACAUUGGAACCUCACUCCAUAUUCUUGGCCGAUACCCAGACGCACUCGAGUUAUUCCGGCAACUCUCGAGCGUGAUCAAUCGACUUCUUGGGCCAUAUCAUUCUACUUCUAUACGCAUAAAACUCUCUACGGCUGGGACAUUAUGCCGGCUUGGGAGGUUCGGCGAGGCAACAGAGCACCUUGAACAUGCUUUCAAGCGUCUUCAUCCGUCUUCUGACGGAGACGAGUCGAGCGAGCUUGCUAUUCGUCCAGAGGACAGACGCAAUACUCCAGAGGGGUUGAGUGCACAGCGCUUGAUGUGCUUCGUCCUCUUCUGCGCCGGAAAUCAUGCCGAAGCGGAAGAAAGAUACGCUGCCACGGUAGAGGCUCAUCUGAAAACACUAGGACCGGACCAUCCGCAUACGCAAUGGGUUCAGAAGCCACUGGCUGAAUGGGAGGACCCUACUUUUAUCGAGUACGCGAUACGUAAGCCUGGUUCAGUUGCAGAGGAUGCGUCUUAG